Messenger RNA from Penaeus indicus, 5219 nucleotides. RefSeq names its product ATP-binding cassette sub-family C member 5-like. The record is from RefSeq and is a predicted model, not a curated record. Gene Ontology annotation, biological process: transmembrane transport. Gene Ontology annotation, molecular function: ATP binding; ATP hydrolysis activity; ABC-type transporter activity. Gene Ontology annotation, cellular component: membrane. NCBI's taxonomy places the organism in Eukaryota, Metazoa, Arthropoda, Malacostraca, Decapoda, Penaeidae. The transcript is spliced from 31 exons. Bases 425 to 4873 code for a protein of 1482 amino acids.
ACAGAGUUUCGUGGGAAAUAGAUAUGUUCACCUACUGAUUUGAUUUUGAAAAAAAAUGAAAAAAAAUAUCAUAAUCACAGUGAUGCUUUGUUUAAUAGACCUAAAUCACAAAUCAUGCUAGACCAGAAAUUCAUCCUAUCCUAACAUAAAAUCAAAAAUACAAAAUAUUCCAGUCCCGUUCCCAGACUACAAAGCCACAAACAAUAACUUCCCUUAAAAGCCAAUACAGCGAAUGCUCACCCGGGUCAUGACAACGCUACGCCACCUCCGAGAACGCUGACUGUGGUUCUGUCAGCGGUCUCACCAAGGGAAGGCUGGCUCGCUGUGACUGGCCUCUGACAGCAUUUCCAACACUUAUAGGAAUACGAAUGGGAGUGUAAGAAGGUAUCCCAAAUGAAAAGAGAGACCACAACACUUUCAUAAGAUGGAUCCAUCAGAGAAUAACACACCAGGUUCUCAUGAUGAAGAAACGCAAGGAGAACACAAAGAAACUCAAAGUCAGUCUAAUCAAGAAGAAGAGAAUGAAACUGUACCUCUGAUUGAGUCUGGCGCUCAGGCUGAUGCUGAACCGAAAGUGAUUACGGAAAAUGCUGUAAGAGUAGCUUUUCUACCGCCAGCAGAGGAGGCAGAUCUUCCAAUAUCAGAGUCACUGGUGCAUGGUGAUGCAUCGUACAGUGCUGAUGAUAAUUCUUCUUACAGUGACAAUGAGGCAGAUAUAGAUCAAGAUAUUGAUGAUGCUCUAGAUGAAGGAUACAUGGGUAUGGAAUGCACUUUAGAGCGUGGAUUUUCACUUAAUGAAGCUGCCAUUGCCCGUGAUCUUCGAUAUGAGCGGUAUGAUGAAGUUGCAGUGAAAUACGAGAGAAGUCAUUCUUUUUCGAAAUACCAGCCUUCGUUGAAGCAUUUUAUACCAGUCAGAAAAUCUUCAGCGGAAAAAGAUGAAAUGCCUCUAGACUCAACUGGUCUGUAUGGCUUUGUCUCGUACUCCUGGAUCACUAGUCUCAUGUGGAAAGCAUACAAGAAAGGAUUGAAAGAGGAGGAUGUCCCCAUCUGCUCAAAGUAUGACAUGUGUGACUACAAUACGGACAGGUUUGAAGCCAUGUGGAAUGAGGAGGUCAAGAGGAAAGGCAAGGAGGGGGCCUCACUCCAGCGGGUUGUGUGGCGGUUUCUAAGGACACGUCUCAUUAUGGCCCUCACGUUUUUCAUGAUUACCCUCAUCAUGGGUUUUGUGGGACCGACAAUCUUUAUGCGGUUUCUCAUCACUUGGUUGUCUACUGAUGAACCAGUAACCACUGGCAUGAUAUGGACAGCUGGGCUUAUAUUUAGCGAGUUUAUUCGCAUUAUUAUUUUUGGUGUUGUUUGGUCUAUAAGCUACAGGACGGGGGUUCGACUGAGAGCUGCAUGCCUUGGCUUAGUCUACAAGAAGCUUAUGAGAAUGUCCAGUUUAGGGAAUAAAAGUAUUGGAGAAGUGAUAAAUCUGUUUGCUAAUGACGCCCAGCGUAUAUAUGACUUUGUUGUGUUGGGUCCUCUUAUAAUUGGAGGACCUGUCGUGGCCAUUGGAGGGGUCAUUUACAUCUUGUGGCUGUUAGGACCCUGGGCAUUGUUUGGCAUGUUGACCUUCCUGCUCUUCUACCCAUUUCAGUAUGGCAUCUCUCGUUUGACUGGGUACCUACGCCGCCGCACAGUAACAGUCACUGAUGAGCGAGUACGGAUGAUGAAUGAAUUGUUGACAUGUGUCAAGCUUAUCAAAAUGUAUGCAUGGGAGAAAAGUUUUACUUCAAGUAUUACAGAGAUAAGAAAACGUGAGAGACAUCUACUGGAAAAGUCGGCCUAUGUUCAGAGCAUCAGUUUGGCCAUGGCUCCCACAGUGCCCGUGAUUGCAGCCAUUGUUACCUUCCUGGCUCACAUUGGUGCUGGAUAUAACCUUACAGCUGCACAGGGUAUGACUGUCAUCUCCUAUCUCUUAGGCAAUGUCCGUGCAUCUUUUAACAUGCUGAGAUUUUCAGUGAGAGCGUUUGUUGAAGGUCUUGAUUCUGUCAGAAGAAUAAAGAGUAUUUUACUGAUGGAUGAGUUGGAGCCCUACCUCAAGACUCCACAAGAACCUGAUACAGCUGUGGUACUGGACCAAGCCACCCUUGCAUGGGAUGCUGUCUCUUCCUUCAAAAAAAAGAAAAAGAAGAAGAGGAGGAACAAGAAGGAUGGCAUAACUCCAGCUGAUCAACUGAUGCCAAAAGUAGUAGACUUGAAACACAUUGAUGUUCUCUUUGACUUAUGUCUCUCCAUCAAGAAGGGAGAACUCAUUGCUGUGUGUGGUAGUGUUGGUGCUGGAAAAUCAUCUUUCAUAUCAGCUCUACUUGGUCACAUGCGUUUACAGUCAGGAGAGGUGUAUUUACAAGGAACAUGUGCAUAUGUUGGCCAACAAGCAUGGAUCAUGAAUGCCUCCUUUAGGGAAAAUAUUUUGAUGGGUGAAGCAUUUGAUGCCAAAAGGUAUUACCGUGUGAUAUAUGCCUGCAACCUUACCCAAGAUGUUGGAGCUAUGCCUGCUGGAGAUUUCACAGAAAUUGGAGAACGAGGUAUUAAUUUGUCUGGAGGACAGAAACAACGUUUAUCACUUGCCAGGGCGCUUUAUGCAAACAGAGAUAUUUAUUUAUUGGAUGAUCCUUUGAGUGCUGUAGAUGCUCAUGUUGGCAGCCACAUCUUCCAGUGGGUGAUCAAAGGUGCUUUAAGAAAUAAGACAACAGUGUUUGUCACACAUCAGCUGCAGUACUUGCCCCUUUGUGACCGUGUCGUUUACUUGCGUGAGGGAAAGAUCGCAGAGCUGGGAACACACUCAAUUUUGAUGGAGGACAACAAAGAAUAUGCUGGUCUAUACAGAACACAUAUGGAAACAGUUGAAAAUCAGGAAAAGGAAAGCAAGACUGAGGAAACAGAUGCUGGAGGACGCCAGCGACAAGACUCCGUCAUUUCAGGAGGAAGCAGCUUAAAUGGCUAUCAGAAGAAUAGUCCAGAGAAAAGUCCAGUCAAGGAAGUUAAGAAGAAACCAGAAGAUGGUCAGCUGAUCACAGAAGAGAAGCUGGAGAAGGGAGACAUCCCUCUGUCAACAUAUAACUGGUACAUCAAGGCUGCUGGAGGUUAUAUCAUAUCCACCCUGGUGAUCUUUACCUUUGCUGCCAAUGUGGGCUCUACUGCUUUCAGUUCGUGGUGGCUCUCAAUGUGGCUUAGUGCAGGGAGUGGGAACACAGAGGUGGUAGUUGGAAAUGGAACGGUCAUCAGUGACAACAUCGCAGACAACCCUGACCUUUUUAUGUACCAGACUGUUUAUGGCUGCCUUAUUUUAGUCAUACUUGGAACUUCACUAAUCAGAGGAUUUGCAUUUAUGAAGACUACCCUAAAGGCUUCCAGCAGCAUGCACGACCAAGUGUUUGUCAAAGUGUUCCGAAGCCCCAUGAGCUUCUUUGACACAACUCCUUCAGGACGCAUUAUAAAUAUCUUCUCCAGAGACAUGGAUGAAGUGGAUGUGCGUGUGCCUAUGACCAUGGAGACUUUCCUGCAGAAUAUUUGGUUAAUCACAAGUUCACUUGUGUUCGUCUGUUUGGUGUUCCCUCAUUUCCUUCCGUUUCUGGUUGUAUUGGCUAUCCUCUUCCUUUUUAUUAGGAGCAUCUUCAGGAUUGGAAUUCGUGAUUUUAAGAGGAUGGAGAAUGUGUCAAGAUCUCCUAUGUAUAGUCAUGUCAGUACAACUGUGAAUGGGUUAGCCACUAUCAAUGCAUAUGGCAAACAGGAGAUGUUUACCAAAAAAUUUAUGGUAUUAUUUGAUGAAAACACGUGUGUCUUUUUCCUGUUCAACUGUGCUAUGCGAUGGUUAGCCAUUCGACUUGAUCUUUUAGCUUUGUUGGUAAUGUCAAUCACAGCCAUUCUCUCGUUGAUAUUACGAGGAUCUGUGGAAGCAUCUUUUGCAGGGCUGGCCUUGGCUUAUGCUGCCCAGUUAAGUGGCAUUUUCCAGUAUACUGUAAGACUUAGCACUGAAACUGAAGCACGCUUUACGUCAGUCCAGCGGAUUAGUAAUUAUACCAAGUGCUUAGCCUCAGAAGCUCCAGCUAUUAUAGAAUCAAAGAGACCAGAUCCAAACUGGCCCAAGUAUGGACGCAUAAGCUACCGAAAUGUGCAGCUGAAAUACAGACCAGACACACCUCUUGUUUUGAAGGGCAUCACAUUUGACAUCGAUUCAUUGGAGAAAAUAGGCGUGGUUGGAAGGACAGGUUCAGGCAAGUCUUCUCUAGGAGUAGCAUUGUUCAGGCUGGUUGAGCUAGCAGGAGGCAGUGUGCGAAUUGAUGGAGUAGACAUUUCAGACCUAGGCCUCGAGGAUCUACGAUCUCGCCUCUCAAUCAUUCCUCAAGAUCCAGUGCUUUUCAUUGGCACAGUCAGAUACAAUUUGGAUCCCUUUGAGAAAUAUACAGAUGAAGCUGUUUGGUCAGCUUUAGAACAGACAUAUAUGAAAGAAAAGAUUGCAAAUCUUCCUUUGAAACUCAAUGCUCCUGUGGUAGAGAAUGGAGAGAAUUUCUCUGUUGGUGAACGUCAGUUGAUGUGUAUGGCUCGGGCCUUGCUGAGAAAUAAUAAGAUAUUGUUCCUUGAUGAGGCAACAGCUGCAAUAGACACAGAGACAGAUUCCAAGAUUCAACGUACACUACAAGAGGCCUUUAAAGCUUGCACAAUGAUUACCAUUGCUCAUAGAUUAAACACAGUGAUGGCUUGCUCCCGCAUAUUGGUGUUGGAUGAUGGAAAAGUGGUUGAAUUUGACACUCCUCGCAACCUUAUGGCUAAUCCCCACUCCGCUUUUGCCAAGAUGGUUGCAGCCGCAGAGUCGUCUAUACCUCUGUAAAUGGAACCGAAGUCAUCUCAAUACCUCUGAAGUGACAAAGUGAUGUGUAUAUAGUAGAUUGUAACUUAAUUUUGUCUGCACUAUUUAAUUACACAGUUAUUGAGUAUUACAUACUCAAGAGGAGUAGGGUUUUUAUUUUUAUUUUCUUGUGUAUAAUUCUUCUAUUUGUAUGUGUGUAUGGGUAUGUACCUAAAUACAUACACAAGCAUUCACAUGUACACACACGUGCGCGCACGCACACACACACACACACACACACACACACACACACACACACACACACACACACACACACACACACACACACACACACACACACACACACAUACACACACACAUACACACA